GUGGCCCCUCCUCUCUCCUUCUCCCCCUCCUCCCUCCCCCCUCCUCCUCCUCCUCCUCCGGUCGGACGGCCACAUUCCCCGCUACCUUUCACCCCGGAGAAACCCCGAUCUGACGGCGAAGCAACGCGGACAAACCCCGGGACAACAUGGCGUCAGGUGUGACAGUGAACGAUGAGGUCAUCAGAGUGUUUAACGACAUGAAGGUGAGGAAGAGUUCGACCCAGGACGAGGUGAAGAAGAGGAAGAAGGCGGUGCUGUUCUGUCUGAGCGACGACAGAAGCAAGAUCAUCGUCGAGGAGGGGAAGCAGAUCCUGGUGGGCGACAUCGGCGAGACAGUUGACGACCCCUACGCCUGCUUCGUGAAGCUCCUCCCCCUCAACGACUGCAGAUACGGGCUGUAUGACGCCACCUACGAGACCAAGGAGUCCAAGAAGGAGGACCUGGUCUUCAUCUUCUGGGCUCCAGAGGGCGCUCCGCUGAAGAGUAAGAUGAUUUACGCCAGCUCUAAAGAUGCCAUCAAAAAGAAGUUUACAGGUAUCAAACACGAGUGGCAGGUGAACGGGCUGGACGACAUCGAGGACCGCACCACGCUGGCCGAGAAGCUUGGCGGGAACGUGGUGGUGUCUCUGGAGGGCAAGCCGCUGUGAUGUAACAGCAGCGAGCCGAGCGGAGCCAAGCCAACCGCCGUGCCAUCCGGACCGAAGCACCUGACCCCACCUGAACACCGCCGCUUCACUCAGCAGCUUGCUCUGUCUGUCUCAUGUCCUGAAGGAGUUAGCGUCUUUAGGCCUCUUUGUUUUCUUUUUGUUCUUUUUGCUUUUUUCCAACAUGAAGGAGAUCUCAUUAACAUAAUGAUAUGCAAACCCCUCCCAGUUUGUUGCCACAUGACUUCUGUUCACCUGGCAGAAAAAAAAAACAGAAAUGACACACUACCAAACCCCAGGAUGGUUGUCUCUCGCUCACAGCCAGAGUUUUGCCAAAAAGUCGAUGUGAAGGAAGCAGCCACACGUGUCAGAGGCGAGCUGCGCGCCGCAAAGCUCCGCCUCCUGCAGCACACGGGUCAUGAUGCUUUUUACAUAUGACUUUAUUUAUUAUUGUAAAGUGUUGUUUCUUCUCCAGUAUGUUCCCACCAGGCACACUCAUGGUUAGACUAUGCAUUCAGAAGAGAAGAAGAAGAAGAAGGUUAUGACGCAGCACUUUGUGUUGACACACUACAGCUUCAUUUGUUUACCUCAGUCUCAUUCUAGCUGUUUGGUCGUCGCCUUACUUUCAGUUUGAAUGUAACCGUCACACCACUUAGUUAGAGUACACUUUUAUUUUGUAAAGAAACACUACAGGAAGCAGAUUUGACCCCAGCAGUGAGAGACGACCCCACAACAACAACAACAACUACAAGAACACGACGACAUCUGGAGCCUUAAAGUGGAACGUUGUUUCUGAGAUCACAGGAAGCCACUUUGCAAUAAAAGCCUGUGGCAGUUC
This is a messenger RNA of Epinephelus moara (kelp grouper), 1482 nucleotides long. RefSeq names its product cofilin 2 (muscle) (gene cfl2). Lineage: Eukaryota; Metazoa; Chordata; Actinopteri; Perciformes; Serranidae. The coding region runs from base 147 to 647 and encodes 166 amino acids. The transcript is spliced from 4 exons. The record is from RefSeq and is a predicted model, not a curated record. Gene Ontology annotation, biological process: actin filament fragmentation; actin filament severing; cell motility. Gene Ontology annotation, molecular function: actin filament binding. Gene Ontology annotation, cellular component: actin cytoskeleton; cytoplasm; actin cortical patch.